Messenger RNA from Hibiscus syriacus, 1344 nucleotides. Its product is annotated as probable sarcosine oxidase. The transcript has a single exon. Gene Ontology annotation, molecular function: sarcosine oxidase activity; flavin adenine dinucleotide binding. The record is from RefSeq and is a predicted model, not a curated record. Bases 34 to 1269 code for a protein of 411 amino acids. Lineage: Eukaryota; Viridiplantae; Streptophyta; Magnoliopsida; Malvales; Malvaceae.
AAAGGAACUGCUAAGACUUGUUGUCAGGCUAAGAUGGGAUAUUCCGGUGACGAAUUUGACGUUAUUGUAGUAGGCGCCGGCGUCAUGGGGAGCUCCACGGCGUACCAGCUAGCCAAGAGAGGCCAGAGAACACUUCUUCUCGAGCAGUUUGACUUCCUGCACCACCGCGGUUCUUCCCACGGCGAGUCUCGAACCAUACGAGCAACAUACCCCGAAGACUACUACUUCAGCUUGGUGACUGAGUCGUAUCGGUUAUGGGAGCAGGCUCAGGCCGAAAUCGGCUUCAGGGUCUACUUCAAGACCCAACACUUGGACAUGGGACCAGCCGAUGCCAAGAGUCUGUUAUCAGUCAUCGCCUCGUGUCGAAAAAACGCCGUCCCACACCAGGUUCUCAACCGCAGGCAAGUCACUGAAAGAUUCUCCGGUCGGAUAGACAUACCGGACGAUUGGAUUGGCGUGUCGUGUGAGCUGGGCGGUGUCAUCAAGCCCACCAAGGCGGUAUCGAUGUUUCAAACACUUGCUCUAAAGAAUGGUGCAUUCCUUAGAGACAACAUCGAAGUGAUUAAUAUAGCCAAAGAUGGAGACCGAGGCGUGACGGUAACCGCAAGCAACGGUGAAAAGUUUCGCGGUAAAAAAUGUGUGGUAACCGCCGGUGCUUGGAUGAGAAAGUUGGUUAAAACAGUCAGUGGAAUUGAACUACCGAUUCAACCAUUGGAAACCAAUGUAUGUUAUUGGAGGAUCAAGGAAGGACACGAGGGUAAGUAUGCGAUCGGGAGCGAUUUCCCGACGUUCGCUAGUUACGGAAAGCCAUACAUAUACGGCACACCAUCGUUGGAGUACCCAGGGCUGAUCAAAGCAGCAGUGCAUGGGGGUUACCAAUGUGACCCGGACAAAAGGCCAUGGGGACCUGGAUUUGUACCGGACACAUUGAAGCAAUGGAUCGAGCAGAGGUUUAAAGGGUCGGUCGAUUCGAGUCGACCUGCUGCGACUCAACUGUGCGUGUACUCGAUGACACCCGAUGAAGAUUUCGUGAUAGAUUUCCUGGGAGGGGAGUUCGGGAAACAUGUGGUGAUUGGAGGUGGGUUUUCAGGCCAUGGGUUCAAGAUGUCACCUGCUGUUGGGAAGGUACUGGCUGAUUUAGUGCUUACAGGAGAGGCAAAAGGCGUUGAGCUAAAGCACUUCAGGAUAGAAAGAUUCCAAGAGAAUCCCAGAGGAAAUAUUAAAGAUUAUGAAGAUCAAGUUGGGCUAUUAUUGAAAAGUACACUGUGAAUUAGUAAUACCCAAAACUUGUAUUUGUAUCACUUAAUUUGAUGUUUCAGUGAAUAAUAUGCAAUUUUCAUGGAA